UUCACAUGUGAGAAAAGUCCUAUGUCUACUUCAAAACAUUCAUUAUUAGAGGUACCUAAAUCAAGAAACAACAGCUUCCACUAUAUUACAAGGUCUAAAAUUUUAUGGGAUUAUUUUUUCUGAUUGGUUUGCUCUAGGGUUUUCUUGAAUGAAUUAAUUGGGGAUCUUUCAAUUUUUGUGCAAGUUUCUCAGAAAAACUGGACCCUUUACUUUGUUUAGUAGUAAAGUUGGAUUUUUUACUAGAAUUUUGGGGUAAAAAAUUUGACGGGAUAUUUUUUCUGGUUGGUCUGCUCUUGAAUUUUCAUGAAGGAAUCAAUUGGUGAUCUCUAAGGGGAGAAAGUUCAAUUUUUUUGUAAGUUUAUCUGUAAAAAGGUGGACCCUUUACUUUGUUUAGUAGUAAAGUUUGAAUUUUUACUUGUAUUUUGUGGUAAAAAAUUUGAUGAGAUAUUUUUUCUGGUUUGUUUGGCCUAGGUUUUCUUGAAGGAAUCAAUUGGUGAUCUCUAAGUGGAGAAAGUUCAUUUUUUAUUGUAAGUUUAUCAUAAAAAAGGUGGACCCUUUUCUUAAAUAGUAAAGUUUGAAAUUUUACUAGUGUUUUGGGGUGAAAAAAUGGCUUGUGAGGGUAGCUAUAUGUGGAGUUUGAGUGGUAUUGUGGCAGCUUUUGUUGAUCUAGCUAUAGCAUAUUUCUUGCUUUGCGCAGCAACAGUAGCUUAUUUAGCAUCAAAGUUUCUUGGUUUUUUUGGUUUAAGAUUGCCAUGUCCUUGUGAUGAACUUUUUGGUAAUGGGAAUUUAUGUUUUCAUAGACUUUUGAUUGAUUUCCCAGCUGAGAAAGUGUCUAAUGUUCAACUUUCUGUAAAAGCAAAUUUCCCUUUUAAUGAUACCAUGUGGGGAAAGGACCAGAAUUGUAAUUUGAAUUGGAGAUUAAUUGGUGAAAGGGAGAAUAGUCCUAAUAAGUAUCUUGAAAUGGGCGAUGAGGCUUCAUGUAGUUCAGUAUCAGAUGCAAGAAAGUCACAUAAUAAUAUUGCUAGGAUUGAGUUAAGUCCAAGGAAUGAAUUUGGGGCAGUGAAUCCAUUGGGUGCGAGUGGAGGAAGGCUUGGGAUAAAGGGGAAAGGGGUGAUGAAUCUGAAACAAAGAGGAGGGAUUCGUCGAAGAAGGCGUAAAGCAGCUGUUGAUUUUGGGAGAUUUUCAUCAGUUUCAUCAUAUGAUCCUCCAUGUGAAGAGUUUCCGCUUGAUCCUCCAUCUCCGCCUAGUAUUAAUAAAGAAGAUGGUUGCCACCCUCCACUUGUUAUGAGAUUGGGUGAGAGAGACAGCUUUGAAUUGAAUGGAUUUCCUGAUGAAGUUGAGCACAUCGGAAAGAACUUUGCAUCCGUUGAAGAACUGAGACAUAAUGGGGAACUCGGUUCCAACUUCGAUGAGAAAAAAAGAUUAAGACUUUUGGAACGAGCCUUAGAACACGAACAAGAAGCUCGAGCUGCUCUUUCCCUUGAGCUUGAGAAGGAAAGAAAUGCUGCCGCAUCGGCCGCAGAUGAGGCUAUGGCUAUGAUCUUACGUCUACAAGAGGAGAAGGCAUCUAUUGAAAUGGACGCCCGGCAAUACCAUAGAUUAAUUGAAGAGAAAUCUGCUUAUGAAGCAGAGGAAAUGAACGUUCUAACGGAGAUCCUGGUGCGGACAGAGAGGGAGAAACACUUUUUGGAGAAGGAACUUGAAGUGUAUAGGCAGAUGUCUUAUCUUGGAAAUGAGGAAUCAAUAGUUGAUAGUGGGAUUUUAGCGGAUGCUCUAAGACUUGCUGAUGCUUCAUCCGAUCCUACUGAGGAUCCAGUUCUUAUGCUUCAUCAGAUUAGUACAUCGUUUGAGGCAGAAAACAGGAAUUCCGUGGAGGUAAUUUCUGUUGAUAAUAAAAGUUAUACUGCUUUGGGGGGAAAGGCACCAAUACAAAAACAGAAUAAAGAUGCCAGCUCCCAAAAGCAAGUUGACCUAAGAGAGCAUUCUUAUAGCAGCCAAGAAUUUCAGGAGAAAGAGAUGGUGCUUAUGGUUUGUAUUCUUACACCUCUGAUGUAAACCAGAAGCUUCCUGAUCAUGCCAUUUCGCUUGGAGAGGAAGUGCUAAAAGAAAAUCCAGAUACAGAAACCUGUGAAAGAGCUUGUAUUAAUGUUUCUGGAAAAGACAAGUGUUUGAAGUAUCAUGAGACAGAUGGAUAUCAUGGAUUAAAAUGUCCGUGUAAUUUGACCUUGGAUAAAGAACCUCAUGUUUAUGAUGUUCAUGUCAUUGUUGAUGGAUCCAACUUUUGCAACGAAGUCAAUAGUGGUGAAUCUACGAAUAGUGCAUUAGAAUUUUCUGGAAAAACUAGUGUCCCUACUGAAGCUUCUCCUGCACAGAGGAUUAAUGUAAUUAGAGAUCGUCCAAGUACUAGCACGUUGUAUACUCAAGUGGAUCUUAAAAGCAGUGCAGACACGUCUUGUGGGCUUCCACCAGUGGGGCCACGUGGUAAACCUUUGCUAUGUGAUUUGCGGCGAAAUCCCAUGUCCUCAGUAGACAAUGAAAGACUGAAAAUUGAAACUGAAGUGGGACGGCUUCGUGAGAGGUUAAAGAUUGUGCAAGAGGGAAGAGAGAAACUUGACUUGACUUCAGAGCAUAGAGAAAGAGAAAAGAUGCAGUUAAAGCUUCUGAAGGAUAUAGCAUACCAACUUCAAGAGAUUCGGCAGCUUAAUGAACCUGAGAAGGCUGUACGACAGGCUUCCUUGCCCCUGCCGUCCUCUAAGGGCAUGUCAAAGAAAAGGCGUUCUCGAAGUGUUUCUGUAGGAAUGCAACAAAGCUCUUGAGGGGUUCAAAUGGUUCUGAGCUUGGAGUUCCUAAUACUGUGCCUUGGAUCUUCCAUCACAGUUGCUCCUAUCCGAGGAAGACAAUCCAAUUAAUGCCCCAUAUUGUUUUCUGAAGAGAUGUUGUGCAGUUAUUUGAGAACAAGUUUUGCUGGGCAAAUGACCUCUUUAAAGCAUGCAGCUGACGGUAUUAAUGUGCAACCGCUGAGGACAAACUGGGAUUGAUCCUCUAUUGGAUAAUAUGGAAGAUUAUGAGUAAGAAGGCACAACAAUUGUUAUCUUUUCACUGCUGGUAGAGAAAAGCAUCUAGCCUGCCACGAUAAGCAGCAACGAAUAAAGGGGUUUCACCUUUUGAAUUGGUCUCCCAGAUGAGUUCAGGUUCUUGUGGGUUUACCAAACACGCAAUUAUGGAGACACUUCCGAGUUCUGCUGCAAGGUGAAGAGGUGUGUUCCCUUUUUCAUUCUUCUGUUUUAAGAUACACAAUCGAUUUUCCUUUGGUAUUUUAACUACCAUAUCCUUAAUACAAUCAAGAUGAGUUUUCUGUAAAGAGUCAUCUCGAUGUGGAUGGUAAGAAGAGAUAGCUAAGUGAAGAACAGUAUCUUCAGAUUUAGUGAGUUUGGAUUCUUGGGCAAACUUGUCGUUGAUGUACAGUUGCUUAACUCCUGUCCACCUAUUCUCCAUGCAGGCUUGAAAUAAUUGAUCUUUAAUUCUUUUUUUCUCCUUUUCUUCCUCAUCGGAAGGUCGUCCCAAUUCCAUUCCUAGUACCGAAAUCUGUGGUUGAAUUUCUUGUUUUCCUCUUUUGCUCAGCCCACCUAAAGGCUCCAUUCUCACUACUUGUUAUAACUGCAGAUUAUGUUUGAUGCCACUCACCAGUCACCAAUGGCUUUAAUUUAUACUGCUAGGAGGGGCAUAUUCUUGAGAAAUAUUUGUUCACAAACCUCUACUUGUGCAUGUGUAAUGCCUUUCUAAUACCCAAAGUAUUAAAGAAUCUAAUGUUUCUACACUCAUGGUGGUGUAAAAUAACUUUUAUUCUAUCAUAUCACCUAAAAAAUAGUUACUAAUAGUCAGAGGCGGACCCAAGAUUUGAAGGUCGUUGAUAUACUUUUUGAUUAAACUAAAAUCUGUUUUGUAUAUAAGGUAAACCCCUAUUAAUAUAUCACUAGUUCCUAAAAACAUAUACAUGUAUAUAUGAAAUUUUUGUCGAACUUUACGGGUGUCGGUGACCCCUCUACCUGCCUAUUGCAUAGGUCCGCCUCUGCUAAUAAUUGUUCAUAAUAAGUGAGCUGAAUUUAGCUCAUACACCAGAAAUUUAGUUUAACACUAUCAAUGUACUUUAAUCUAUUACUCCAAGUGAUUACUUUAUUUCUAAGUUGAUAAAUAUUGUUAAGUGUUAUUAUAGUCCGUUACAUGUUGUAUGUUACUUUGGCCUUGAUGGUGUAGGAAAAAAGUCUUAUGCCGUCAGUGCACUUAAGUUAAAACUCUAGGUGAAAUUGGUGAUAUGAAAGUAAAACAGGUGAUCUCUUACCACGGGUUUGAAGACAUGAUUAUGUAAAAUUUUCAUAUAUUGUCAGGUACCUCUUACAAUAGAUUUUAGGUGAAAUGAUAGUAUAACUUUAUACAUAUUGUCAUUGCAUAUAAGUUAAAUCCGAUAAUAGGUGUUGGACAAAAUCACGAAAAUACUUGUCGCCUAAUUAACUUUUGACGAAGAAAAGCAAAAAAGUACGUUGAAUACAAUGGAAAUUAUCAGAAUGCCUUAUAGUUUUUCACUGAAAGAUUCCUCGUGCAUACGAAAAGCUCGCAUGACUUCUUUUUUUGUGACACUGCGUGGCUAUUUAUCUAAAAGUUUAAGUUGUUAAAGAGCGUAUUACUUAUGGCUUAAACACACGCUUUCAUCACGUGAAUUUUUUUUGUGAUAAUGGGUGGCGGUGAGAUUUGAACGUGAGACGUCUGCCUGCUAUUAUAUCAUAUUGAAUUGUGUGACAAUCUCACCUACACGUUUAAGCUGUUAAAGAUGGUAUACUUUUUAUUUACUUAAUUUUAUCUUCUAACAUUGUUAAGUGUUCUACAUUGGUUGAAGAUAUGAGGGGUUGACUUCGACAAUCGUGAUGGUAUAAAAAAAAAAAGGACAGUCCGGUGCACUAAGUUUUCGCUAUGCGCGGAGUUCAGGGAAGGGAGUUACCACAAGGGUCUUAUCAUAUAUACGCAGUCUUACCUUGUAUUUCUGCAAGAGGCUGUUUCCACGGCUCAAACUCGUUUCCUGAUCAUAUGACAAUCGUGAUGGUAUACUUUCUAUUUUUUAAAUUUUUUCUUCAACAUUGUUUAAGUGUUCUAUAUUGGUUGAAGAUAUGAGAUGUUGUCUCCGACAAUCCUCGCAUCACGAGCUACUUGUUGGGGAUGAGUUAGGUCCAUGUUCAUUUUCUUUACACUUUUGUCAUGCAAAACUCAAGGGUAAUCUCCUUUCUCUUUGAAGCAAGACCUCUAGUCAUUUGUUCCCUUCUUGCUGCUAUCACCAAAGCAUCUCUCUUUUGCCUCCUGACUUUAUAGUACACUAGAAUUGCUACUCCAGUAGAAAUUCUUUUAUUUUUUGUCCUGCUUGAAUCAUAAGUUUUUCUUGCAUUUUCAUCUUAUUGUCUUAGAAUAAUAACUUGUUACUGAUUUCGCUUCGAUGUUCUUAUAACUUGAUA
Molecule: messenger RNA, 5498 nt
Organism: Nicotiana tabacum (common tobacco)
Lineage: Eukaryota; Viridiplantae; Streptophyta; Magnoliopsida; Solanales; Solanaceae
Source: RefSeq, a predicted model, not a curated record